Molecule: messenger RNA, 1631 nt
Organism: Corythoichthys intestinalis (scribbled pipefish)
Lineage: Eukaryota; Metazoa; Chordata; Actinopteri; Syngnathiformes; Syngnathidae
Exons: 12
Coding region: 118-1617 (499 amino acids)
Cellular component (GO): meiotic nuclear membrane microtubule tethering complex; nuclear envelope
Molecular function (GO): protein binding
Source: RefSeq, a predicted model, not a curated record
ACUCGCUCGCCGCUGUCACGUCUUCACUUGCAAGGUGAGGGCAACUCGCAACGUCACGUUUUAUUUGGGGGAUUUCACGUGACGUCAUUCAACUGCAGACGGCGAGCUGACGUCAACAUGUCUGGAUUAGACACGCCCCCGCCGACGGACGCCUGGAACAGAGACGGAGACCCGCCGGGGUGCGACACGUUGGAAAGACGAUGGCGGCUCUGGCACGGCUUCAUGGAGGAACACGCCCACUUGGACGCUUGGCUGCGAUCGGCCGAGCGGGCCGUGGCCUCCCGCGAUUGGACACGGGUGACCUUCGUGGAUGACGUCAGGAGGUUUCAGAGGCUACGUUGCGAGGCGGCUUCACGUCUGGUUCAGCUGGACGCGCUGAACCAGAGGACGCGGACCCUGACGCCGCUGUUCCGGGGCGUCAUGCGGUCCCGCCUCCAGGCAGCCGCCCGGGACUGCCGACUCCGAUGGGAGCGCCUCAACGUCCAACUGGAGUCCGUCGGCGGGAAACUCGAGGGUUCACUCUACGAGUGGGAGGAGUUUAAGGAGGAGACGGAGGAGCUGGCCAUCUGGUUGGCUGAAAUGGAAGCCGAUCUCACCGAAGUCCUACACGCCUCGGGGAGCACGUGCAACAAACUCCGACAGCUGCAGUGGUUCCAGCAGAGCAUGUGCGUCAACUCGUCUCGCAUGAACGACGUGCUGGAGCGCGGCGAGGCCCUCAUCCAACGCGCCGGCGAAGCCUGCCACGCAGACCGCGUGGAGCGCCGCCUGCUGGAGCUCCUGCGCCAAUGCGCUCAUGUCUACGGCGACAUCGGUCGAGCGCGCACAAGAUUCCUCAGCAUGCGACUGGUUUUUGAGGAUGACUUCCUGCUAACUCCACGUACGGAUUCCGGCUGCCCCUCCGAGACUUUGUUCGAGGAGGACCGUGAACUCCCGCUGGACCCUAAAGAAAGCCGCCACCACCGUCACCAUCAUCGUCCUCCUUCGCCGUCCAAUGAGCAUUUGGGUCUGGAGUGGGACCCCUCGGUGGACGUCGGACGUGACUUAUCCUACUGCGCUGGUGCAGGAGAGAGGCGGAGCUACCCCGCUUCCCUGUGCUCCGACGUCAUCGGGGAGCGCGACCCCGUGGCGGUGAGUCACGCCGGCGGGAGGGGCGAGCGUCCCGCGGCCACGCCACCCGAAGUCUUCUCAGACGCCCUAUCGCCCGCCGAGUCGGACGUCCGGAGCCGUAGUCCCGCCGUUCCUUCCCGUCGUCGAGCCGCGCAGACGGACGCUCAGUGUUUGGCGGCCGGCGAUCUCGCAGACCUCGCGGUUCACGUCCCGAGUUGCCGCGGCGAUGAGCGCGCCGAUCCCGCGGCUAGUCAACUCAACCUCAAGUCCUCCGAGAAGCGACGUCCGACUCAAGACAACAGAACACGAAAGGACAAGAAAGAAAUCUAUGAUAAAGCGUGUCAAAGACGCUGCCUGGCGCCGGUGCGCAUGGCCUUCAAGAGCGUCCUGCUGGUCGCCGCGCUAUCUCUGCUGGCUUGUCUUCUCUGGAGUUUCCCGGAGCCGCUGUACCAUCACGGUGCUACCAUCAACUUGCACCUGAGCUACGUCAACGGACCCCCGCCCACCUGAUGUUGUCUCCGCCU